UUUCGAACAGAUACAGUCAUGAAUAAUUUGCGGUAGAAAUGUGAACCGUAUUCCGAAAUAUGAAUUCAUUCUUAUGAAUUCGUAUUUUAGAUUGUUUGUUUUUUGUCAAUAAUCUAUGUCGAUCAAGUAAAAAUGCAUUUUAUAUCGUAGUUCAUUUUGGCGUUUAUUUUGUUUAAAUUUCGUGGUGUUUUGCACAAACGACUCCCAACAUUAAAAGAUAUUUAAAUAAUAAACAAUUUCUAUCUAAACAUCGGUUCGUUCAAUCUCAUUAAAUUGGUAAAAAGAGACAACAAUGGAUUUGGACAAUCCAACAAUUUAUGGCUUGGAAACUCAGGCACGAACGAUGGCACCACAACUAGCUGAAAACAGUGAAAUUCGUUUUUUUGUGGCCACACAAACAUUAAAACCUCAAAAUCAGAUUCAUUUAGUAGAAUUCAAUGAAAGCUCCUUGGCUUUGAAGCAACGAAUUUUUACACAUUCGGCGGGUGAAAUUUGGAAAAUCAACAGCAGUCCGCACGAUCCAAGGGAACUUGUAACAUGCUUCAGUACAUUGAAGAACUCUCAGGUUGUUACACAAACGGCUAUUUAUCGACUCCCCGAUCUUACAUCGGAUGUAGAAAGCAAAGAAUUUCUACAAUUUGAAUCCAGGGAAAUUUUGGAUACCGAAGCUUAUGGGAUCGAUAUUAAAACAACAGAGUUCCAUUCGACAGAUAGCAAUUUAUUAGCCACAGUAGUUGAUGAUAAAAUUUUGCUUCAUGAACGUACGCCAGCGAAAACUAGGCUAAUUGCCGAGAUUAAUGCCAAAAAUGCGCCAAAACUGACAACAGGUAAAUGGUCACAAACACAUUUGGGCAAUCAAUUUAUUGCACUCAUCGAUUGUGACGUUCGCUCGUAUGAUAUCCGUGAUCCAAAUCAUUGCGCCUGGUCUAUCGAAGAAGCUCAUAGUCAAAUGAUUCGAGAUUUGGAUUGUAAUCCGCAUAAGCAUUGUCAUUUUGUGACCGGUGGUGAUGAUGGCGUUAUCAAAAUUUGGGAUAAUCGACACACAAAAGAGCCAGUCUUCGUUCGUAACGAUCAUCAACAUUGGGUUUGGAGUGUUCGAUUUAACUUUUUCCACGAUCAACUUGUUCUAUCCAGCAGCAGUGAUUGCAAAGUAAUACUUACAUGUGCGGCUAGCGUUAGCUCAGAAGCAUCAAAUGAACAUUCCGAUAAAGAAAACUCAGAAAUUAUAUUUAAUAGGAUUCCAGAUGGAUUACUUAAGACAUACGAUCAACAUGAAGAUUCGGUUUACUGCGCGGAAUGGAGUAACGUUGAUCCAUGGUUGUUCGCUUCGCUCAGCUAUGAUGGUCGAAUGUGUAUUAAUCGAGUACCAAAAGAAUACAAGCUCAAACUCUUAAUGCACAGCAACUAUAGCUGAAUAAUUUUUCUUACCACAAAUCGGUAUAAUCUCGAAAUUAAAAUUAAUGCAAAAAAAAACAUUUGAAUAUAUUCAUAUAUUCACAUAAAA
Molecule: messenger RNA, 1504 nt
Organism: Sitodiplosis mosellana (orange wheat blossom midge)
Lineage: Eukaryota; Metazoa; Arthropoda; Insecta; Diptera; Cecidomyiidae
Product: EARP-interacting protein homolog
Exons: 5
Coding region: 293-1414 (373 amino acids)
Biological process (GO): protein ubiquitination
Molecular function (GO): protein binding
Source: RefSeq, a predicted model, not a curated record